Zasmidium cellare ATCC 36951 is the source of this 870-nucleotide messenger RNA. RefSeq lists its product as uncharacterized. NCBI's taxonomy places the organism in Eukaryota, Fungi, Ascomycota, Dothideomycetes, Mycosphaerellales, Mycosphaerellaceae. The record is from RefSeq and is a predicted model, not a curated record. Bases 1 to 870 code for a protein of 289 amino acids. The transcript has a single exon.
AUGGCUCUGUCGCUCACUAACUCCCUCUCAGGUAUGUACAUCAGAGAAGUCGCAGCCGCAGGAAGCAGCUACGGCAUCGCGACCAACGUUCUCGUUCCUCCCAGCACACUCCUAACUGUGAUACAAGGGCUUCAAGCUGACGGCAUGGUCGUCACGGUUAUCGAAGAGAAACUCCACCCGGAUCUUGACCCAGUCACUGCCGCCAUCGCCAAGAUCGGCGCCCACUGCUUCCCCUCUCACAACGAAGCCAACGCGAUCAGCGGGCAAGGCACCAUUGCACUUGAACUCGAGAACGAAGUGGCUCAGCUGCUAGCCAUGAAACCGUCUCCACCAAAACGUAACAUGCCCGGCCUCCACGCCAUCAUCAGCAUCGUCGGCACAGCCUCUGCUCUCUGCGGCAUCUGCAUGGCCUGCGAGCGAACAGGCACUCGAGUCUUCGGCGCCGAGACGGUUCCUGACCCCAUUCUCGAUACCCACGGACCGAACCUCUCAAGCAUCGUAAGAGGCGAGGAACGAUAUGACUUUGACGUUCCCAUGGGCGACCUGCCAUUCUCCACAUUCACAGCUCGGGGCCUUCUCUCAGCUAUUCUCUACGCGGAGCAAAGCACCGCCAUCAGGGCAAGCGAGGCGUUAUUGCAACAGUGCAGUGUACAUGUCACACCGCGGGAUGUAGCGCCGCUGGCUGUCGGGUUGUACAGUGAGGAUUUCCAUCGGUUUGUGAGGAAGAACGUUGAUCGUGGGCAGGUGGUCAACAUUGGGAUCAUUGUCCAGGCUGAUCAGGCGAGGCUGGGCACGCAACGUCCAGGGACUGUGGAGUUCUUCCCGGGCGAGGAUCUCCAUGACGGGCUGGAGAGUCUGUUCCUGUGCUAA